AUGCGGCCGAUUUUCAUUCCACCUGGUGGCAACGAGAAGACAAGUGUCGUCAUUUUAAUAAUGGCAGCUGACCCAUGCCAGCGCGACGUGACUCUCCGCAUUCUCUAUCAGCUUAGCACGGAGGAGAAGUACAGAGGCCAAAUUGCCUCAUCCGGAUGCCUUCCACUCCUGAUGCGAUCGAUUUUGGGCAGCGCAGAGGACGCCCCAAAUGUUGAAUGCCUAGGUCUCCUCAUCAAUUUGGCCUGUGAUCGAAGGGCAGCUCAAAGUGUUGGUGAACCACGGGGCAUCCGAAUGCUCUUUCGUCGUGCCUUCGCGACUCACGAUCCCCUGCUCAUGAAGUUGCUGAGGAACCUCUCCCACUUCGAGGAGUUGCGGGUGCAUUUCGGGGUAGGAAGAAGGUCGAUAGUAGGAUGGGGAAGUAGGAAAAAAGCGUUUUGUGCCAUGCAUUGA
Molecule: messenger RNA, 450 nt
Organism: Hydatigera taeniaeformis
Lineage: Eukaryota; Metazoa; Platyhelminthes; Cestoda; Cyclophyllidea; Taeniidae
Source: the annotation of a GenBank genome assembly